AUGACCAAGGACUCGCCCAACCCUUCGGGUGGCAGCCGCGUGACACCCAAGAAGCCAGCUAGUCCAGGCGCGGCGGCGGCGGUGCUAGAGGAGCAGAGACGGGAGCUGGAGAAGUUGCGGGCGGAGCUGGAGGCGGAGCGGGCUCGCGGGCUGGCGGAGCGGCGGCGCUUCGCGGCCCAGGCGCGCCAGCUGCGGGAGACUGCUGAGCGGGAGCGGCAGCAGCUGGUUGACCAUCUGCGCUCCAAAUGGGAGGCACAACGCUGUCGGGAGCUGCGGCAGCUGCAGGAGAAGGUGCUGCGGGAACGCGAGGCCGAGAUCCGGCAGCUGCUGCGUUGGAAGGAGGCCGAGAUGCGGCAGCUACAGCAGCUGCUGCACCGCGAGCGUGAUGGCGUCGUGCGCCAGGCCCGGGAGCUGCAGCGCCAGCUGGCCGAGGAACUGGUGAACCGAGGCUAUUGCGGCCGCGCGGGGGCGCCCGAAGUCGCCGCCGCGCAGUGCCGCUGUCGCCUGCAGGAAGUGCUGGCGCAACUUCGCUGGGAAACAGACGGCGAGCAGGCCUCCCGCAUCCGCCACCUACAGGAGGCGCUCGACGUAGAGCGCCAGCUCUUCCUCAAGUACAUCCUGGAGCACUUCCGCUGGCACCCGGCUUUGUCCCGGUCCCCCGACCCCCAGGCUGUGCAAUUUUCGGAAGUGCCGCACCCCGACACCGCCUGCAACUCUCGCCGCCUCCCAAAGUCCGCCUGUCGACUCGAAUCCCUUGGCAGCCUGAGCGCCGGCGUCCGCGUGCGCUCCCGCUCCCUUGAUCUGGUGCCCACGGCGUGCUCCAACUCCCCAGGCAGCCUGCUCCCUACGCGCGCCAGCUCCCUUGAUUCCUUGGCACCAGCGCGUUCCCGCUCGCUCGACAGCACCCUGAGUCGCCCAAAGGCUCCUGAAUCCGAGGAGCGGGCCUCCUCCUCUCCAGACACGUCCACGCCUCCACCGCCGCCGCCGCCACCGCCGCCGCCACCACCACCACCACCACCACCACCAUCGGAGCACAGGGGACCUAGCGACCCGCCAAGAGAAGACUCCGGGAGCCAGCCCUGCGAGGCCUUGACCCUUUCGCCGCUGAGCUUGGACUACCAGGAGCUGGUGAAGCAGAACUCGGAACUGUCCCAGGCAUUGCAGGUGCUGGCGCGCCGCUGCUCUGGCCUGCAUGCAGAGAACAUGCAGCUGCGGCGCGCAGGCUUCCCAGACAAGGAGGACGAGAAGGUGAAGCGGCUCAAGGUGAAGCAUGCGGAGCUAACAGGCCUGGCGCGGCGCCUAGAAGACCGGGCCCGCAAGCUGCAAGAAACCAACCUGCGGGCUGUGAGCGCGCCUGUGCUGGGCGAGAGCCGCGCUGGCCUGGAGCUGUGCCAGGCCUUCGCCCGCCAACGCUCUCGGGACUUGUCGGAGCAGGCGAGCGCGCUGCUGGCCAAGGACAAACAGAUAGAAGAGCUGCAGCAGGAGUGUCGCUUGCUGCAGGCACACGUCGCCUCGGGCCUCGGCAGCGCCCCGCACCCUAGUGGGGGUGCGGCCAGCGCCCAGUGGCUCAACAUCAGCGACUUGGACCGGCUGCAGCGCGAGUCCCAACGGGAGGUGCUUCGCCUGCAGAGGCAGUUGACGCUGCAGCAGGCCACCUGCAGAGCCCGGGCGGAGGCGGGCGGCCAGAGUGCAUCCUGCGAGGAUGCGCGGCGCCAAGUGCAGGCGCUGGAGCGCGAGCUGGGCGCGCGGCGGCGCGAGUGCGAGGAGCUCGGUGCGCAGGCGGCGGAGGCGAGGCGGCGCGGCGAGGAGGCAGAGGCGCAGCUGCAGGCGGCGCUACGAGAGGGUGCCUGGCUGGCCAAGGAGAACGCGCGACUGCAGGCCCAGGCAGACUGGAUGCGGAAGGUGGCGGCGGAGAACAACGAUGUGCGCAGGCAGCUGUGCCGCGCGUGCCAGGAGCGGGAUGCCACCGGCUUGCUGGCGGAGCAGCUGCUGCAGCAGGCGGCACGCGGGCAGGACAAGCAGCAACAGCUGCAGCAUGACCUGCAGAAGGCCCUGAGUGAUCUCCAGGCUGCUCGAGAGGAGAUGCGGGCGCUGCAAUGUCAGCCUGGUCACCUUCCCCAGGAACCCUGGGAGGCGCCCCCAGCUCCGGAUUCUCAAGGCAAGAAUAGCAGAAGGACCAGGUUCCAGCCAGAGCCUGAAGAUCAAGCAUCAUCACAGCCCAGCAGAGACAAACAGGAGAAAGAAACCUCUCUGUUGGAGAGCCCAGUUGCCCUUGGGGACCCAGUCAGUGCACCCCAAGUGCCAGACAGAGUUCCAGCCAGCCAACCUCUGGACUCCAGCCCCCAAGCCAAGAAAACCAGCUCCCAGUCGAACUCCUCCUCAGAGGUGGAGUCCAUAUGGGCCACCGUGCCAUCUUGCCCUGCUCUGGACAUGGACACAGCCAGUGAGGUGGAGGAUCUGGAUCCAGACAGUGUGUCUUCAACGCUGGAAGUGGGGGACUCAGAGGCCCCUGCCGCCCUCAAGCUCAAGAUCUUCCUGGUUCGAUAUAGCUAUAACCCAUUCGAGGGGCCCAAUGAACACCCUGAGAGUGAGCUGCCCCUCACAGCUGGGGAUUACGUAUAUAUCUUUGGAGACAUGGAUGAAGAUGGCUUCUAUGAAGGGGAGCUUGAGGAUGGCCGACGGGGUCUGGUGCCCUCCAACCUGGUGGAGCAGAUUCCAGACAGUGACAUCUUUGGCUGCCUGCCCCCAGAGUCCCCAGACCUUGGCCCCACUCAGGUCCCAGCUGGGCAGGGCAAAGCUUCAAAGGAAGGCACUGGUCACAGCUUAUUGCCUGGGAAAACUCAGGGAGCUGUGGACAGAGGGACGUGCCAGAAAAAGGUGGGCUCCAAGACAGAAGUGGCAAUAGAAAUCUCAGAUGCCAAGACAGAAGAUGGCUGGCUUGGUUUGCUGCAGAGUGUGGAGGAGCAGGACUUCUCCAGACCCCUUCUGGGGGCCAAAGGGGUCCUUUGUGUGGCCCCCAAGCAACUACACCUGCAGAAUGUUGCAGCCACAUCGGCUGAGAUCACCUGGGUCUACAGCAGCAGCAGCCAUCCCCACGUGGUGUACCUUGAUGACCAGGAGCAUGCCCUGACCCCAGCAGGUGUGAGCUGCUACACCUUUCAAAACCUGCAUCCCAGCACACGGUACCAGGCGCGGGUGGAGGUGCAGCUGCCAUGGGACUCACUGCAGACACACUGGGAAACCAUGUCUUCCACCAUCACCUUUGACACACCCUUGGCAGGACCCCCUGACCCUCCACUGGACGUGCUGGUGGAACACCACACCUCCCCAGGCCUCCUGGUGGUCAGCUGGCUCCCAGUGACCAUCGAUUCUGCCGGAUCCUCCAAUGGAGUCCAGGUCACUGGCUAUGCUGUGUACGCCGAUGGGCUCAAGGUUUCAGAGGUCACUGAUGCCACUGCUGGGAGCACCCUGUUGGAAUCGUCCCAGCUCCAGCUGCCCCUGAUGUGCCAGAAGGUCUCGGUGAGAACCAUGUCACUUUGUGGGGAGUCCCUGGAUUCGGUGCCAGCUCAGAUCCCUCAGGACUGUGUCACCUGUAAACGAUUACCGGAGAACUCUCCCUUUAGCUAUACAUGUGGCGACCAAUUCCCAUGCAGAGUCACCUUCCCCGUUUGCCCUCAGAGGCUGGCACUGGCUCCCCUGAUUGCCAAAGCCAGCUCUCACACCCCCGGAAGCUGUGGGGAGCCCCGGGCUGAGUUCCUAGAAGCAUUCCCUGAAGAACUGCCAGAGAGGCACUCCCCAGUGCGUAACCUGAGUUCAGAAAGAGAAUAUCCAAGUGCAAAGGCUGGCAGCCAAGGCCAGGGGCCCACAGAAGCUUGGGAGGUAUGCAGAAAGGAGGUGUUAUUUCAGAAGAGUCCCCAGAAUUACAGGCUGCCUCUGCCCAGUAGCCAGUCUGAGGAGGAAGAAGACCACUACCAGCACAGGGGCACCAGCCAAAGCCCUGCUCUGGGAGUUGUCCAUCUGUCCCCCGAGUGUGGGCCUGGGAAAGAACUAUGUCAGGAAAAGGCCACCCUUGAGAAGGACCUCAGGCAAAAGCAAGAUGCCCAAGUGUUCACCGCUCCCCAGCUGGGCACAAGCCAACGAUACGUGUCUGACUUUCGCAACAUUUUGCAGAAGGCGGAGGCAGUGUGCUUCGGUCCAUGGGGCACAGAGAGACAAGAGCAGAGAAGGGAGCUUAGGGCCCAGAGCGGGCGAGGUCAGGCUCUGGGUAGCAAGAGGGAUUGCCAGCUCCAUGAGCCCAGCUCAGUGCUUUGUCCAGCUCCAUCCAACAAAGUCAUUAAGAUGUCCAGGGAUGGCCCCCCACAGCUGGGGGUAGGCGUGGACACUCCAGUCAGGGUUUUUGUGGCCCUCUUUGAUUAUGACCCCCUAGUGAUGUCUGCCAACCCCGAGGUUGCAGAGGAGGAGCUGGCCUUUCAGAAAGGGCAAUUGCUGAGAGUGUGGGGCUCUCUGGACCCACAUGGCUUCUACCAUGGUGAAUGCAAUGGGCAAGUGGGCAACAUCCCUGGGCACCUGGUGGCUGAAGCAGAGUCAGGCAUGGAGCAGACUGACAGGAGGCGGCAUUUGCCAGCGCAGGGGCACACGCCCUCUGUGGCCCACCUCGAUGAUUUUCGUGGACUCACCAGGAGGCCUCCACUGUGGACUCCGACAACCAUGGUGGCAGCUCUGGACUAUGACCCCAAGGACAGGCGAGGAGGGGGCCUGGUGAAGGGCAAGCUAUCGCUGAAAGCAGGGGACGUAGUCACAGUCUACGGGCCUGUAGAUGACAAGGGAUACUAUUAUGGGGAAUCAGGCGGUCACAGAGGCCUAGUCCCAGCUCACCUGCUGGAUCACAUGUCCCUCCAUGGAGAGUGAGCAAGGCUACCCACGGGGGUAGUAGCCUCUGGCCACCAGCGCCCCACCAGAGGAGAAGCAAGCAUGUGGACCCUUCCACCAACACCCCUCCUCCCCUCUGUGAUCACCCCACUAUGUGAAACUGAUGACAGUCGUCAGGCAUCCCCUAGCCUCUGAGAGCAACAGGGCUUAAGUCUGAACUGAGCUGUUUCCAAAAAAAACAGGACACUCAGCCCCUAGAGUGUGACAGGCUGGUUCGGCGUUGUUGGUAACUCCAACAGGCAUUUGAAGAAGUGGCUUUCUGUGCUCAGUAUGCGUUUUCUUUAGGAGGUGAACAUUAUUCAUCCAUUGCCUUGUAUGAAAGUCUCAAGAAAAGCCUGCCUCUUAAAAAAAAAAUGUGACUAGAAUGUUAUUUUUCUAUCUUAUGUUCAACCCCUCAUUAAAAUGUUGAUAGAAAAAAGAAAAAGAAUAUUUUAGAAGUGAA
Molecule: messenger RNA, 5371 nt
Organism: Pteropus alecto (black flying fox)
Lineage: Eukaryota; Metazoa; Chordata; Mammalia; Chiroptera; Pteropodidae
Product: RIMS-binding protein 3A
Exons: 2
Coding region: 1-4908 (1635 amino acids)
Biological process (GO): neuromuscular synaptic transmission; spermatid development; fertilization
Cellular component (GO): manchette; nucleus
Molecular function (GO): protein binding
Source: RefSeq, a predicted model, not a curated record